AUGGCUCCUGUUUGCGCGGACGUUAUGAUGAUAUUUGACGGGAUUAAUAAAUGGGACUUGACAUGUGACAGAAAAUGGAUACCACCAAUGAUAACGUCUAUUCAGUUUGGAGGAGUUUUAGUUGGUGCUCUAAUCGGGGGACAGGCUGCUGAUAUGAUGUUUGCUGUUUUCAGAUUUGUCAUUGGUUCUACCUUAGGAAGCUACUUAGUUGUUAGUAUGUUUCCUGUUGAGUUCAUAGGAUACCGAUGGCGACCUAUACUGACAGCGGUACCAUUUUGGGCAACUGGAGUUUGCUUCCUGGCCUUAGUCUCUUGGCUACUGCGUGAUUGGGUGUACGUUCACUUGGUUGGUAUCAGUACUGUUCCAUUUCUACUUGGAUGGUUUAUAAUUCCAGAGAGCAUUAGAUGGUUGACUGUGAAAGGGAGAUUAGAUGAAGCUGAGAAGGCAGUAGAAAGGGUAGCCAUCAUGAACGGUAAAACUAAACCCGCUAAUACCAGAGAAAUAUUAGAAAAGAUUUGUGAAGAGGAAAAACAUAUCUUAGAUGGUGACAAAAAAUAUUCAUAUUUAGAUCUUUACAGAGGCGCACAUUUACUACAAAUAUCGAUUGUUGUUCAAAUAGUUUGGUUGUUUGUGUCAGCAUCGUAUUAUGGUUUCGCUUUCGGCGUAGGAAAAUUUUCUGGAAAUUUUUAUUUGAAUCUUUUCUUGAUGAACAUUUUAGAAUUUCCAUUAUGCAUACCAUCUAUAAUUAUAAUGAACAGAUUUGGGAGAAGAUUUUUCGCUACAAUAUCAUUCACACUGAGCGUUAUUUCAUGUCUUUCUGUGAUUGUUAUACAGAAACUAGUGUCAGAAGAAGAAUUACAUAGAGGAACCAUGAUCACCGGAUUGUCUCUAUCUGCUAGGUUAUUUACUGGUUGUGCCUGGAAUGGAUUGAUCACUCUUACCAAUGAGAUGUAUCCAACAGUAAUUAGAAACAUCGGCUACGGAGCAGCCAAUAUGGCAGCUAGAGUGGGGGGAAUCAUUGCGCCACAUAUUUUCUCUUUGAGCGAUGAUGAGAUGGUACCCUAUAUUAUAGUGAUAGUAAUAUUGAGUAUAAGUGUUGUAAUGGUGCAGUUUUUGUUACCAGAAACUCUUGGAUUGGCGCUGGAGGAUACCAUUGAUGACAAACUAAGUGGAAGCGACAAAUUAAACCAAAAUUCGAAAAUUGAAGAAGAUCGUGGAAAAUUGACAAUAACCGCUUUAUAA
Lottia gigantea (owl limpet) is the source of this 1242-nucleotide messenger RNA. RefSeq lists its product as hypothetical. Gene Ontology annotation, biological process: transmembrane transport. The record is from RefSeq and is a predicted model, not a curated record. Gene Ontology annotation, cellular component: membrane. NCBI's taxonomy places the organism in Eukaryota, Metazoa, Mollusca, Gastropoda, Lottiidae. Gene Ontology annotation, molecular function: transmembrane transporter activity. The coding region runs from base 1 to 1242 and encodes 413 amino acids. The transcript is spliced from 9 exons.